CCCGGGUGCGAGGGGCGGGGCGCGUCGUCGGAGCCCGUUUACGACAACGUGCGGCUGCGCGGCUUGGCUGACGGCAGCGCCGCGCCGCUCUCGGGGAGGUCACUCCGGAGACGGCGUAGGUUUGGGGGUGUUGGGGUCGGUGGCACGAUGUGGCGCGUCUGUGCGCGACGGGCCCGGGAUGCGGCUCCCAGGGCCGGGUUCGGGGCUCGGCGGGCCGCCCUGCGGGAGGGUCCGGGGGUCCCGAGCGCAACCCCGCGGGGCGCUCCGGCCCCGGCUCGUUGCCACGGCGCGACCCCUGGAUACUGCGGCGUCCGCGCCGUCUGCGGCUGGCGCCCCGGCCCGUGGGCCACGUCGCGGGGUCGCUUCCCGCUGCAGCUGUUGGGGUCGCCCGGCCGCCGCUGUUACAGUCUCCCCCCGCAUCAGAAGGUUGCAUUGCCCUCUCUUUCCCCCACCAUGCAAGCAGGCACCAUCGCCCGUUGGGAGAAAAAGGAAGGGGAAAAAAUCAACGAGGGCGAACUCAUUGCAGAGGUUGAAACUGAUAAAGCCACGGUGGGAUUUGAGAGCAUGGAGGAGUGUUACAUGGCAAAGAUACUUGUUGCUGAAGGCACCAGAGAUGUUCCCAUUGGAUCAGUCAUCUGUAUCACAGUUGAAAAACCUGAGGAUAUUGAGGCCUUUAAAAAUUAUACAUUGGAUUCGGCAGCACCCACCCCACAAGCAGCCCCAGCACCAACCCCUGCUGUCACUUCUUCGCCACCUACACCUUCUGCUCAGGCUCCUGGUAGCUCAUUUCCCACUCACAUGCAGGUGCUUCUUCCUGCCCUCUCUCCCACCAUGACCAUGGGGACAGUUCAGAGAUGGGAAAAAAAAGUGGGUGAGAAGCUAAGUGAAGGAGACUUAUUGGCAGAGAUAGAGACUGACAAGGCCACUAUAGGUUUUGAAGUACAAGAAGAAGGUUACCUGGCAAAAAUUUUGGUCCCAGAAGGCACAAGAGAUGUCCCUUUAGGAACACCACUCUGUAUCAUUGUAGAAAAAGAGGCAGAUAUACCAGCAUUUGCUGACUAUAGGCCAACUGGAGUAACUGAUUUAAAGCCACAAGCACCACCACCUACCCCUCUCCCGGCGACCCCUGUUCCUCCAACUCCCCAACCUGUAGCCUCUACACCAUCAGCCACCCGCCCGGCUACUCCUGCUGGACCAAAGGGACGGUUGUUUGUUAGCCCUCUUGCAAAGAAAUUGGCAGCAGAGAAGGGGAUUGACCUUACACAAGUAAAAGGGACGGGACCAGAAGGCAGAAUCAUCAAGAAGGACAUCGACUCUUUUGUGCCUACUAAAGCUGCUCCUGCUCCAGCAGCUGCCGUGCCCCCCCCAGCUCCAGGAGUGGCACCAGUACCUACAGGUGUCUUCACAGAUAUCCCAGUCAGCAACAUUCGUCGAGUUAUUGCACAGCGGUUAAUGCAAUCCAAGCAAACCAUACCUCAUUAUUACCUUUCUAUUGAUGUCAAUAUGGGAGAAGUUUUGCUGGUACGGAAAGAACUUAAUAAGAUGUUAGAAGGGAAAAGCAAAAUUUCUGUCAAUGACUUCCUCAUAAAAGCUUCAGCUUUGGCAUGUUUAAAAGUUCCUGAAGCAAAUUCUUCUUGGCUGGACACAGUUAUAAGACAAAAUCAUGUUGUCGAUAUCAGUGUUGCAGUCAGUACUCCUGCAGGACUCAUCACACCUAUUGUAUUUAAUGCACAUAUAAAGGGGCUGGAAACCAUUGCUAAUGAUGUUGCUUCUUUAGCAACCAAAGCACGAGAGGGUAAACUACAGCCACAUGAAUUCCAGGGUGGCACUUUUACGAUCUCCAAUUUAGGAAUGUUUGGAAUUAAGAACUUCUCUGCUAUUAUUAACCCGCCUCAGGCGUGUAUUUUGGCCAUUGGUGCUUCAGAAGAUAGGCUGGUUCCCGCAGAUAAUGAGAAAGGAUUUGAUGUGGCCAGCAUGAUGUCUGUUACACUCAGUUGUGAUCAUCGGGUUGUGGAUGGAGCAGUUGGAGCCCAGUGGCUUGCUGAGUUUAGAAAGUACCUUGAAAAACCUAUCACCAUGUUGUUAUAAUUAACCCAAGAAUUUCUACAGACUUUCCCAAGUUACAUUGGUUCAUUCUUAUCAAGAUAUAAAUAUGUUAUUAAAUAGGUGUUUCUUUUUACUUUAAAGCUAACCAGUUGUUUUUUAGUCUGUCCAGUUAAGUUAUUUGUAAUGGUCAUUAUGUUAUCUUUUAAAAUGCCAGUUACACCCAAAUAUUGUGCACAUUUAGUAAAUACCGGCUUUUAAGCUGUGUACUCGUAGGCAAGGGACAUGCAGCAUAGCACUUUGGUGAUAAGUACUUCCACUGGGAAAUGUAGAGGUAGAAUGAGUCAGGUAUAUUCAAAUAACCUGGAUGAAACCAUGAGAUUUUGAGAUUUAAUUGCCUCAAAUGUUUUCCUUAUAUUUGAAGAAAAAUCAGGAAAAUUAACUCUCUUGGAGAAAAGGUUUGAAUCGAAGUGUGAUGUUGUAACUUAACCCUAAUUAAAAUUUUUCUGUUAUAUGAUCUUGGUUUUAUCAUGGAUGGGAAAAGUAGAAAACUUCAAAGAAAAUAAGUGAAACUUUAAAAGUCAACAUUUUCUUAGAUUUCUUCAACCACUGUUCUAUGUUUAUUUUUUUAUGUAUCCUAAAAAGGUGGUUCCCCCUUGAGAUGAGAUAGAAAUAUAAACCAGCUGCUUGGCAUAAAUGAGAAUUUGUGUGGGUGUUUAAACAAUUUAAAUGUAUAAUUCUGAGCAAAAUUCUACAGUUACCUCCAAAUAAAAGAAUAUGCUUAUAGAAUUUUACAGAGAAGUUGUGAAAGAAUUUUUCCUCCAAUAUCAACUGGAGGUUACUUGCAAAUGAACUUAAUUACCAGAAUUUACUACUCAGAUAACUUUGGGAAACUGGAAUACGUAUACAUAUAUAACAUAUGAUUUCUAGCAAGAUAUGUGCCAAAGUCUGUAUGUAUAUCAACAAGUUCUGUCUGAAGAGGGAGAGAGAUACAUUGGUGAACAGUUUAGAAUAUAAAAGAUGAUGACCACAACAAAAUGGUCAUUUCUAUUUGGAAAGAGGAAAAACUUAAAUGUGUGUUACAGUGUCCUUUGUUUUUCCACCCCAGUGUUGACUCGUGUAAAAUAAAAAAAGCCCUAAAAUCCUAUUGGAGAGAAAAUAAUUAUUUAGGUUGCAUACUACCUUAUCAGCCUAAAUAUUUUUUCCCAUUUUGCCUUCUGAGCAGGGACUGGGGUGAGGUUCAAGAUAAUAAAAAUGAAUUGGGAACAUUAUCACAAUUCCAGGCUUUUUAUUGAAUUGAUGUGCUUUAAUAAAUAUUUGAAAUUGUUUGACUAUUUAAAAUUAAUCUGACUAGUGCUUCCUUGUAUGUAGUAUGUGGAGCUAUCCUCUGAAAUUUAGGUCUUUCGUUGUUGAAUCUAUUUCUAAAUGUUCAUUAUUACAUGGUGCACAGUGACACUCCAUCUAUUCCAUAAAUAUUUCCCUUGUACAGUUAUGAAAACAUACAGUAAUUGGUAAUUAUAGCUUGAACUGAAGAUUAUGCAGAAGGAACAAGCGUCUCACAGGGACCAUCAUCAGUAUGAGCCACAUCUGGUUCAAACACAUGAAACUUCAGAGAUAAUUCAUUAUUUGCUAAUGUUUAUGGCUCUUUUGUUCCCUUUAAAGAAAAAAUUAAAAGUUGCCUUCUAAUAAAAAUUGAUCUGAAUUAAAAAUUAAUCUGGCCUGUAAUCUAAAUCUGGAUUCAGUCUAUGUAUCUUACCAAAAUUGAAAGAGUAAAAGUUAGAAAAAGUGGUUUGGUUCAAAUUAGAUUGUUUAAAAGUGAAAUUAUGUUUUCAAUGUGUCUGAUCUAAUUUUUGACCUGUAGGUAAUUGAUUUUCACAUUAAGUGGUUAAGUGCAGGGACAGCUAAUGUAUGUAUAAGCUCUUAAUACAGAUACAUUUUGACUUUAUAAAAUUGAUAAAAUCAGGACUCAGUUCAGAAGGGUAUAAUCUAAUACUGUAAGCUCAAGGAGUUACUGAAGACCUCAUGUUGGGAUAUGGCACAUAGCAAGAUGAAAGUGUGGUCUGGCUCUGUUAGAUACUUAACUCCAAUCCUGAGGUUUGUGUGAAUGUAGUUAUGGUGUCUCGGGGCAUUGUCUACAAGAGGGGUUGACAGGAAUGUGUUGCAAGGAGUACUCAUCACCUGUACGCAAGCCCUGGAAUACAUGGGAAAUGAUCACUACUGAUAGUUGAUCUAAAACCAAGUUUAUAGAAAAAUCUAGUUUCCAAACAAGGAUAAUUAACAUCCACCUUGAAUAAUUUCCAGUUUUGAGGAAAAAAGAUGUUGGCAAGAUUCAAAUUUAACCUCCACAGUUAAUUUUAAGUUAAUGCUUUUCCUGGGCCAAGUUUUGCUUUUUUGCAGGGAGAAGGAGGUGAUGUUUUCAUGAAUAUAAAAUCCAUUGAAGGCCUGACCAGUAUGAUUAAGUGAUUAAGCAUCGACCCAUGAACCAGGAGGUCACGGUUUGAUUCCUGGUCAGGACAUAUGCCCAGGUUUUGGGCUCGAUCCCCACCUAGUAGGAGAUGUGCAGGAGGCAGCCGAUUGAUGAUUGAUUCUCAUCAUUGAUGUUUCUAACUCUCCCUCUCCCUUACUCUCUGAAAUCAAUAAAAACAUUUAUAAAAAAUGGAAAAGAAAAAGAAAAA
This is a messenger RNA of Myotis daubentonii (Daubenton's bat), 4718 nucleotides long. It is a transcript of the gene DLAT, whose product is annotated as dihydrolipoamide S-acetyltransferase. Gene Ontology annotation, cellular component: pyruvate dehydrogenase complex. Gene Ontology annotation, biological process: pyruvate decarboxylation to acetyl-CoA. Gene Ontology annotation, molecular function: dihydrolipoyllysine-residue acetyltransferase activity. NCBI's taxonomy places the organism in Eukaryota, Metazoa, Chordata, Mammalia, Chiroptera, Vespertilionidae. The record is from RefSeq and is a predicted model, not a curated record.